Messenger RNA from Talaromyces stipitatus ATCC 10500, 2694 nucleotides. RefSeq lists its product as uncharacterized. The transcript is spliced from 3 exons. Gene Ontology annotation, molecular function: transcription coregulator activity. The record is from RefSeq and is a predicted model, not a curated record. Lineage: Eukaryota; Fungi; Ascomycota; Eurotiomycetes; Eurotiales; Trichocomaceae. Bases 1 to 2694 code for a protein of 897 amino acids. Gene Ontology annotation, cellular component: SAGA complex. Gene Ontology annotation, biological process: regulation of transcription by RNA polymerase II.
AUGGCUACCGCUAUCUCCAAACCCGCAGCAUCUCAGCCUCCGAAAAUGAAACGUCCUCCGCCCUCAUUUACGCAGUCUAACAGCGUCGUCAACGGGAUUAAGCAGUCGCCUUCUACCACGUCGUCCCCCGCUCUUGCUUCAAAACGACUACCCGGUGCUAAUCAGCAGACUGCCAAUGGCAUUGCCACGCCUAUGGGAAAUGGCGCAUUGAACCGCCCCGUCAAUCGGCCUCGAAAGGAUAACCAGAAGCCCGGAGAUAUUUCGACGUCUCGACCUCAAAGGGCUACUACCAGGGCAUCGGUCGCGGAGGCAGAUCGUCGAGUGACGAAAAUCCCCCCCGAACCGUUUGUGAAAACAUCGCAAUACAUACUCAAGAAAUACUCCAAGUCUCCGCCGUCCCUGAUCCUUCACCUCCAUCCCACCCACUUUCGGUUCGACCAGCAAGAUGGCAGCUUCCCAUACAACUCGGAAAUGAAAGUUAUCAUUGAACAUAUUCGGUCACAGACUAUACCACAUGAUAUGCUUGAGGAGCUUCUUCGCGCUAAUGUCAAGUUCUACGAAGGUUGUCUUAUUGUUAAGGUUGUUGAUCACAAAUCGGUCUCGGCUAAGACGAAUAAGACGACUGCCACAUCCACUGACGAGAAGAAUACUCCUUUCUCUAUUCACAACUACAACCAGCACGUCACGCCGUCACCUUACGUACCGUAUCCCAAACAGAAUCAAAUCAAGUCAGAGGUCAAUGACUUGUCAAAGUCGGACAUUCCUGAAAAGAAACAUGACCCGGAUUCAGCUGAUUCUACUACUAAUAACAAACCUGCGACUGAGAACGGUACUGCCGGUACUACUAAUGAAUCUGGAAAGCAGCCUGAGCAUAUACCCAGGGUCUUCACCACCGUACUACAUCCAACGCCGCUUUCCCUACAAGCGGAGCUUACCUACUUAUCCACUACACCGCAUCCUCAUGCCAAUGCAAACUCGGCUGCGACUAAGAAGCAGCCUACAACCGCUCAACCACAGAAUAAGAGUUCGGGACAGCCCCCGACCAAGAGGCAAAAGAUGCUCGUUGAUCCUGAAGAUCUGCCCAAAUUCGAAGCUACCUUGAUUAGAGCCGUGGCGCCUCCGGUAUAUCUGGACCCCGUGGAUAGCUUCGAAUCGGCACAGGAGCUCCUCAGGCUUAUGGAGAGUCCUCUUCAUUGCGCAAGGCCACCGUCACCUAAGCGAAGGAAGCGAACAGUCGCAGAGCUGGCUGCGGAUGAAGCUCUCGCUGCUGAGGAAGAGCGAUUCAUGCUUAUCAUGGAUGAAAGAUUGGAGCCUGCCACAUCAGGUGCGGCUGCUGGAGCUAAGAUUGCCGUUGACGAUACGGCAGGUGCGGUGCCAUUUGAACCACGCUUCUCGAGAUUCAAAACGAUUGAGAAUAUUCGUAUGCAACAUGAAGAGAAAGCCAAACGGGAGCAUGAGAAGAAGCUUCAACAAGAACAAGCCAAGCGGCAACAACAGCAAGAACAGGAGAGAGAAAGACGACGACUUUUGGAGCAAAGACAAGAAGAACUUGCGAAAGAAGAACGCCGUCAGCAGCUAGCUGCCCAACAUGCGCAAGCUCAGUUGGCUGCUCAGCAACAACAAAGAUUGGCGCAGGUUUCUCAAGGCCAAAUGUCUUCUCCAGUGGUACGGAACCAGACCCCGCAUGCUACUUCUUCUCCGGUUGUUGGCAGUGGUAUUGUCACGCAAGGCGGUGUUCCAAUGAGCAUGACCGCCUCUACUCCAAGAGCUGGCAGUCCGCCAAGGCCGCCUUCCACAAUGCAGCAUGCUCAUCCGGCCAUGAUGGGCCACCCGAUGGCGCCUUCCAGAAGUCAACAGAGCCAUAGUCGAAAUGGUACUCCUCAAAUGACUCAGGGCACUCCAGCUAUGUCACAUGCUACACCAAUCAUGCGCAAUGUAACACCAAACCAACGAAUGCCUCAUGGCAGCCCGCCAACUACUACUCUUACGCAGACACCAGUCAUGGGCAAUGCCAUGAUGGGCACCCCGCAGAUGGGAGCUGGAAUGGGACUGACACCUCAGCAACAGCAACAAUUAAUGCUUCAGCAACGACAACAUCAGCAAAUGCUAGCGCAACAAGGUCUCACGCCGCAGCAAUAUGCUCAAUUACAAGCGCAGCAAAACAUUCAGAACCAUCAUCAACAACAAGUGCUCAAUCAGCAACAGCAAGUCCAACAGAACCAAAUGCCUCAACAUCAGAUGCCGCAGCAGUAUUAUCAAGCUCAGUUAAUACGCAACCAGAUGCAACAGAUGCAAAUGGCUCAACAAAAGCAGAACCACCAACAGCAAGGCGGAAUGCAAAUGACCCCUCAGCAACAGCAGCAGCAACAACAGCAAAUGUUCAUGGCAGCUGCUCAAGCGAACGCAAAUCAAGGCCAGGUUCCACAAACCGCUCAAAAUGCGCGGUAUCAACAAAUGUUCAAACAGCGACUACAAGCUUCGCGCCAAGAAAUGCAGAAGAGGUUCCAAUCACAAUAUGGAUCGCCUCAACAAUAUCCUCCGCCAAUUGCUCAGCAGUAUUUCAGUGGCUUGGAAAACGCCGCACGAGCUUGGAUUCAGGAAGUGAUGAGACGGGAAAACCUUCAGGCACAGCAGCGGCAACAAGCUGCUAUUAUUCAACAGCAGCAGAUGAUGGCUAAUGGGAUGGGUAAAUGA